UUGAAAAUGCUGUUUAAGGAUGUAUUACAUAUGUGUUGAUGCGACAAUAUGAUUGUGUUGGAUACGCACCUGUCACUGCUGAAGACAGAGUACAGUCAUUUCAAUAUGCCUCCUCACUCUCCACUGUAUCCUGGGUGUCCUGUUUUAUUUAUGUAUUUAUUUUAUUUCAUUUCAUUUCAUUUUUGCAGAAACUAUUUUAAUUGUGUACUCUGUAUUUGCUAACGCGCUGGCAUUACCUGCAUCAACAAACAAGCUUUUAAUAAGAAUAAGAAACACUCUUAGCAUAUAUCUGGUAUAUUUAAGCGUUUCCGAAUAAAUCAGUUGCUUUAGUAACGUUUAGUAACGUAAUGGACUUAACAUAAAAAGUAUCAAAAAGUACAAAAAAUUUUGUAAUUGUUUUUUUUUUUUUUUUUUUUUUUUUUUUUUUUUAUAUAUAUAUAUACAUAAUCCCGUGGUAAUACCAUGUUUGUUUGUUUGUUUUUUGGACAUGGUACCAUAUCUGCUAAAUGACUGCUUACUAUUUUUCUCCCAUAGCACCAUAGUAUUAUUUGAGGUACCUUGCAGUACUAUGUAAAUACCAUGACACAUUAAUGUGGUAAACUUUCAUAGUAUUAGCAUUUUGGUACCCUCACUCUACCAUGGUGCCACCACAGUUUUGGAACUGUUUAAUCUUAGUGUGGUAUGCUAUUUUUCUGAGCAUUGUAGAAUUGAUCUUGCAUUGCUGGGAUACAGGCCUUGGGUUUCAUUUAUAGCUUAGUAGGCAACAAAAUAACUUAAGCAGGCCCCUUUAGAGUACAGUAGAGGACAGUAAUGAGAAUCUCUGGCCAGGUCAGCUGGGUACAGAUCUGCUGUCAAAGCACACUUUGCUUUUGCGAAAAGAGUUGGUCGGAAAUUCUGUUUAUUCCGAAUUAAUUGAAGAGCAAUUAACUUUGUGUGGCUGUGUUUUCUUCUGAACACUUUAUACAGCCCAAAACCGAUGCUGAGUUGUUUGUUUAUUUUCAAGCUUGUUGUUAUUUACUCUCUCUCCUGUCAUGCAGCAGGGUACAACAUGCCUACCUCCCUCCUGUGGGCUGUUGAUGUUUACGGGAGGGUUUAUAGUCUGCCUAAAGCAGGCCAGCAGUGGGAGCACUGUCGUGAUGCCCACUUGGAGUUUAAGCGUGUCACAGCUGUGCAACAGUGUGGCUGGGGCAUCGCCUGUGACCACAACAUCUACCUGAACGUCCGUGCCAGUGAUGUACCCAUUCGCUACCAAGAGGAGACGUAUGAAAACCAGAGGUGGAACCCUGUUGAUGGCUUCUCAGACCGGCUUUUACCGAGUGACCGCUGGCAGUGGAGUGAUGUCACAGGGCUGAAGCACCAGCCUCUGGGUGGAUCACAGCUGCCCUCUGAGAACUGGGAGUGGGAAGCAGAUUGGCAUGUGGAUGAAAAUUUUGGAGGAGAGCCCACAGAGAAAGGGGGAUGGACAUAUGCCAUUGAUUUUCCAGCGGCUUAUACAAAAGACAAAAAGUGGAACUCUUGCGUACGUCGCCGCAGAUGGGUACGAUAUAGAAGGUACAAAGCACAGGAGAGCUGGGUCAAGAUCCCCUCGGAGCAGACUGAAUCUCUCCCUGACCCGUUUAAUGACAUCACUUGUGGUGGAUGGGAGAUCACUGAGGAACCCAGAGGGUGUUUGGCACUGUGGGCUGUCUCUCUGCAGGGAAAGGUGUGGUUUCGCAGUGGCAUCAACCACUAUAAUCCUGAGGGCUCAGUUUGGGAGGAGGUGCCUGUGCCAGGGGAGGUGGUACAGAUCAGCUGUGGGCCGGGGGAUCUGCUGUGGGCCGUCCUAUGGGAGGGUCAUCUGUUGGUCAGAGAGGGCAUUGGCAGAGACUGUCUCAAAGGCUCAUCAUGGGUCACAGUGGAGUCGCCAAGCCCUGGAGUUGGUGCAGUACAUGUAGCUGUUGGUGUAAAUGUAGUGUGGGCAGUCACUAAAGAUUAUAAAGUCUGGUUUAGACGGGGUGUGAAUUCCCAUAAUCCGUGUGGCUCAGGUUGGAUCUGUAUGGUUGGACAGAUGGUGAUGAUCGAUGUGGGUCUCAAUGACCAGGUGUGGGGUAUUGGUUUUGAAGACCGGGCGGUAUAUUUCCGUCAGGGUGUGACUGCCAGCGAGCUGAGUGGGAAGGCUUGGAAAGUUGUGUCGGUGCCACGAGACAGUGACCGUUCCCACUCCAGCGCCAGUGUGAGCAGUCUUCAGAGUGCUGGUUGUUUCUUUGGCGGUGAGGUGCGUCUGCAGUCCCAGGCUUCUGUGUUGAGUGAUGUGGAUCCUGUGACUGAAAGAGCUGCAGGAGAAGUUCUCCCCACUCCUGAGACUGGAGAUGCCCCUAAACCACGCAUUCCCAAAGUGACCAGUGACAGCUUUAUCUCUGAGCUGGUGUCUGAUCGCGAAGGCCAGAUCAGCCGAUGUGACGUGCCCUCAACAGCAGCAGCUGGCCCAUCUAUCCCUGAGGAGGAGCAAGCAGAAGGGGAAGUGGAGGACAGGGCUUCCCCUACCCAGGUUCUGUCUCCCAUCCAUUCAGGUGGGCUGGACCCUCAAUGGAGCAAUGUGGACCUGGAGGAGGCCCAGACUCACCUGGCUUCAGGACCUGGGAGAGACACCGCUGAUACCUGCAGUCUGUCCUCUGUAGCCACCUAUAAUUUGGCCCUGGAGGAGCCUUAUGGAGCUGAUGAACAUCCAAAAUGGGCCUGGGUGAGCGGCGGAGGAUGUGCAGUCGACUGCCACUCACAGCUCAACUGGUUCAACUCUACAUCCACAGCCCUGAACUGUUCUAUGCAGGCCAUGUCUCUUUCGAUUACUCCAGCACAAACAGCAGCCUGGCGCAAACAGAUAUUUGAGCAGCUUAACGAACGGUCCAAAAGAGAAAUGGAGAAUUUUGUGCAUUAUGAGCAGGCCAUUGAACAGUCUGUUUGGGUGAAAAAGGGCACCAUGCAGUGGUGGCGAGACUGGAAGCCACAUAAGUGGGUGGAUGUUCAGUUUGCCCUGGAGCAGUUCUCAGGAGCAGAGGGCAACAAGGAUGGAAUUCUGUUUAUCUACUACACCUUUAAUGAUGAGAAAAAGUAUCUCCAUGUCUUCAUUAACGAAGUGACAAUCCUGGUGCCAGUGCAGAAUGACUCCAAAAACACGUUUGCCAUCUAUACAGCGGAGAGAACCCAACAGAGGUGGCCCAUCCGUCUGGCUGCGGCCACAGAGCUGGAGAUACACGAUUGGCUAGCUCUGCUCAGUGUGUCCUGCUGUGACUCCAGAGGUAUUCAGGGCCCUCCCUCCAAACAGGCCAUCUGGUCUGUCACCUGUAAAGGUGACAUCUUUGUAAGCGAGCCCACAAAAGAACUAGAGGCAUCUCUCUAUCCUACACCCUGUGAUCAGAUGUUCUGGCGUCAAGUCGGAGGGCAUAUGCGUAUUAUUGAGUCCAACAGUCUUGGUGUGGUGUGGGGGAUCGGUUAUGACCACACCGCCUGGGUCCAUACCGGCGGCUAUGGAGGAGGGUUCAUUCAGGGGUUGGCAAGCAGUACAGAUAACAUCUACACACAGACAGAUGUGAAGAGUGUUUAUAUAUAUGAGAACCAACGCUGGAACCCUGUCACUGGUUACACCAACAGGGGUCUCCCUACAGAUCGUUACAUGUGGAGCGAUGCCUCGGGUCUGAAGGAGUGCAACAAAACCAACACUAAACCACCCUCCCCAAACUGGACCUGGAUGUCAGACUGGACUAUCGACUAUGCUGUGCCAGGAGGGACAGACAGAGAGGGCUGGCAGUAUGCAGCUGACUUUCCUGUGUCAUACCAUGGAAAUAAAACUUUGAAGGACUUUGUCCGGCGCAGGCGUUGGGCCAGAAAGUGUAAACUCACAACAACUGGCCCCUGGCAGGAAGUCCCACCUAUACCUUUGAGUGAUGUAACAAUCCUACCUUGUGGACCAAAGAGCACAGUAGAACAGGUGCCACUAUGGGCCAUCAGCAACAAGGGAGACGUCUUGUGCCGCCUGGGCGUCACCUCCCUGACCCCUGCGGGGUCGUCAUGGUUACACGUGGGAACUGACCAGACUUUCAAGUCGAUUUCCAUUGGUGCCGUCCACCAGGUUUGGGCCAUCGCCAAGGAUGGUUCUGCAUUCUAUAGAGGCUCCGUAUCUGCCCAGAACCCAGCAGGAGAUUGUUGGUACCACAUCCCCUCUCCAACUGGACAGAAGCUCAAACAGGUGUCUGUGGGCAGGACAUCUGUUUACACAGUGGAUGAAAAUGGUAACCUCUGGUACAGACAAGGUGUGACCCCCAGUUACCCUCAGGGCUCAUCAUGGGAGCACAUCUCCAAUAAUGUGCGCAAAGUAUCUGUGGGACCUCUGGACCAGGUGUGGAUCAUUGCGGAUAAGGUGCAGGGUAGUCACAGUUUGAGCUGUGGAACUGUAUGUCGCCGGCUGGGGUUGCUGCCUAUGGAACCUAAAGGCCACUCAUGGGACUAUGGCAUUGGGGGUGGAUGGGAUCACAUAACAGUGAGGGGGAAUGCCAUGGAGGUGCCUCGCAUCCAAAUGCCGUCCCUGACUGACAGCAGCAGCAAACAAACAGCAGCACACAAUCCACUGCAAACCAAUAACCAGCCAGAGAUGAAUGGAAAUCCAGUAGGCUGUUAGUGAAACAUCUGAGCCCAUUAUCACUGUAGCCAUGAAUUGUUCUCUUCCCAUCUGUAGCGCUUCUCUUCAAUAGAGCGUAGAGUUGCUCUCACUCCAACUUGAAAAAAAUCAUUCAACUCGAGCUCCUGUGUGUGCAAAUGGCUGUUAUUAUUUGCA
Molecule: messenger RNA, 4807 nt
Organism: Myxocyprinus asiaticus (Chinese sucker)
Lineage: Eukaryota; Metazoa; Chordata; Actinopteri; Cypriniformes; Catostomidae
Product: tectonin beta-propeller repeat-containing protein 1-like
Exons: 24
Coding region: 977-4651 (1224 amino acids)
Cellular component (GO): membrane
Source: RefSeq, a predicted model, not a curated record